CUGUUGGAGGCAAGACAGAUCGAGAUAAAGAGAUAAAGAGAGAGAGAGAGAGAGAGACAAAGGGCUGCAGCCAGAUAACCCUCCUCACAUAUCCAGGACACUGCGGAGAAGCUUUCAGACUUCCAAGUCAAAGCUCCCGGAGAGAAAGCAGCUGUCACGGUCCUCCGCGAGGAUCCACCGGUUGUCUGGACUCCAAGAAACCGCAUUUAAAGCCACUAAACACGGGGACAAUGAAGACGCUCCUGCCGCUGGUGAUCCUCCAGCUGCUGUUGGCUCCAGUGCUCAUGGUGCCCGGUGUGGAUCACUGGGACUCAUGGGGUCCUUAUGGAGAAUGCAGCCGGAGCUGUGGCAGCGGAGUGACCAUGAGAACCAGAAGCUGUAUCACACACAGGAGUGAUGGAGGACACAACUGUGUGGGACCAGACAAGUCUUACCGCACCUGCAACAUCCAGGACUGUCCCGAGGGAUCCAAGGAUUUCCGUGAAGACCAAUGCUCCCAGUUUGAUGGGGCUGACUUCCAGGGGAAACUCUACAAGUGGCUCCCAUAUUAUGGAGCUGAGAACCCCUGUGAGCUGAACUGCAUGCCAAGAGGAGAAAACUUCUUCUAUCGCCACCGCAGCUCCGUGGUCGAUGGGACGCCCUGUCACCCCGGACGGAGGGACGUUUGUGUGGAGGGAGUCUGCAAGCGUCUCGGCUGUGACAACACGCUGGAGUCUCUUCAGCGGGAGGACCCCUGCCUGCAGUGCGGGGGCAACGGACAGUCCUGCUCCCAAGUCAAAGACAGCUUCUCUGUCCGCGACCUGCCAACUGGCUACAACCAGAUGUUCAUCAUCCCUGUCGGAGCCACCACCAUCAGCAUCAGGGAAACGGUGGCCACGCGCAACUACCUCGCUAUCAAGAACCUGCGUGGUGAGUACUACCUCAAUGGCCACUGGGUAAUUGAGUUUUCCAGGGCGACACCCAUUGCUGGGACUAUGCUGUACUACCAGCGAGGAGCUGAGGGGGACAACGUGCCCGAAACCAUCAUCGGCCGCGGCCCCACCACCGAACCCCUGGUCAUUGAGCUGAUCAGCCAGGAGCCAAACCAAGGAGUGGAGUAUGAAUUCUAUCUUCCCAAUGGACGCUCCAGACAGGGCUACUACUGGAGCUUUGGAUCCUGGUCUUCCUGCAGCAGAGAGUGUGGAUCAGGCUACCAAUCUCGUUUGGUGUUCUGCACCGUUGACAACGAGUCCUACCCCGACUAUCUCUGUGCAUCUCUGCCGAGGCCACAGACCAACCGUACGUGCAACCCCCACGCAUGCCCACAGAGCCGCAGCUGGAAAACCCGAGAGUGGAACACCUGCUCCGUCACCUGCGGUGGAGGCUCUCAGGUGCGCAGCGUGCAGUGCGUCUCCCAUGAUGCCGCGGGCCCCCGCGUGGUGGAGGACGCCGUGUGCGCCGCCUACGCCGAGCCACCGCCCGCUCUGCAGACCUGCAACAUGCAGAAGUGUGCAGAGUAUCAAGUGACCAGAUGGAGCGCGUGCUCGGUGAGUUGUGGUUCAGGCCAACAGACCAGGGAAGUGACCUGCGUCGGCUCGGGGGGAAUGCGGCUUGAGGAAACAUCCUGCGGCACUCUGCUCCGCCCGACCGCCGCCCGGCCCUGUGAGACGGCGGCCUGCCGGAGACAGACCAGCUGGCACGUCGGAGACUGGGGACUGUGCUCCAUGAGCUGUGGCUCCGGCUCACGAGAGCGGCAGGUGAUCUGCUCCGACCGAGAGAGGAACCUGUACCCCGUGGUCCAAUGUAACGCCCACCCCAAGCCCUCCACCGUGGAGCGCUGCAACACCCAGUCCUGCUACAGCCCACAGGGAGUUCCCAGCAUCCAGGACACACGAGGACACGACAACACUCAGACGGUUUUCCAGCCUCAUGUGCCAGAUUACGCGACAGCUCGCAGGACGGAGACGGAUCCGAGCCAGACGAACACAGUCCACGACCCUCACGGCUCCGCCCCCGCCCUCCACUGCAGCCAGUCCUAUUACGGCUGCUGCCCGGAUGGACGCACUUCGGCCGGGGGCCCCCAAGGUCUGGGCUGCCCACAUGUCCCAGCCCCCGCCCCUGUCCAGCCACACUGCGUCCGGACCAGUUAUGGCUGCUGCCAAGACGGAGUGACGGCGGCCCGGGGCCCCAACCAGGAGGGCUGCGUGGAGUACGCUGUCCCUGCAGCCACUGCUGCUUCUUCUCUGCCCACUGAGAAUGGAGCGCAGUGCCGCAUCACUACCUACGGGUGCUGUUAUGACCGCACCACACCUGCAGGAGGACCCAACGGGGAGAGCUGCCCCAGCCCACCAAACCACAUUGAGCGCUCCAUCUGCUCGCUGCCUCGCGCCGCCGGCUCCUGCAGCGGCUGGGUGUCGCGCUACCACUACGACGUCAUCGCCUCCAAGUGCGUGCACUUCUGGUACGGAGGUUGCCACGGCAACAGCAACAACUUCAUGACCCGGGCCGAGUGCCAGAGGGGUUGCCGGGGGCCUUCAGUGGGCCAGCAGGGCCCGGGGCCGGUUGCUCCCGCCGCAGAGACGACUUCUCGAAGGGAAUCCACCGCUGUGAGGACCGCACCCGGAGGAGGUACAGCAUCUGGAGCAGGAACAGCAUCUGGAGCAGGUGGAUUCACGUCCGGAGGGUCAACAGGCGGGGGGUCACGCAGCAUGGGGAGGAUUUUCACAGUCCAGGGAGGAUCGACCAGCGGCACCGGCAGACAGGCCACCAGCGCCGCCAACCAUGCCCACAGAGCCAGAGUCUUCCUGCGCACUCGCCGACCUCCCCCUGCUACCGCUGCACAGCACACCGGCCCAGCGGCGAGCUUGACCCUCGGAGAAGUGACCAUCGAUAAGUCGGACCCCUCCACGGUGGAAGCUCUCGUGGGCCAGACCGCGGUGCUGCCCUGCAGAGUCAGCCCGCCGCCGUCCUCCACUGUCAAUGUGGAGUGGAGAAGAGAUGGCGUCCCUCUGUCGACGCACAGGCAUCACCAGCAGCCCAACGGCUCCCUGUUGGUUGGUCCUCUCACUAAGUUGGACUCGGGUUGGUUCCUGUGUGUAGCUACUCGUGAACAGGAGAGAGACCACCGCUACAUUAACCUGUCCGUCUCAGAGGGAUCAUCUCAGCUGGUUCAUACCUCACUGCCUGGAGACGGCCCUUUGCCGCGCUUCAGCAUCGAGCGGUCGAGCUCGUCUUUGCUGGAAUCGCGAGCCGGACAAACCGCCAGACUGUCCUGCACGAUCGUCCCUCUGUCAGCUCUUCAGGCUGUCAGCAUCCAGUGGACUAAAGAUGGACACGCCCUCAGUGACUCCAGGUUCACCCAGCAUGCAGACGGCUCUCUGACCAUCGGCUCGCUGAAGUCUGCGGACUCCGGCGUCUACACGUGCACGGCCUCCUCUCAGCAGCAGCUGGAGCAGCGGCAGCUGCAGCUCAGAGUCCAAGCCGACCUGAAGAUCACCACAGCUCCCAAUAACAUCCAGGUGUCCGAAGGCAGCACGGCGCUGCUCCCCUGUGUGGUGUCAGGAGACAACGUCAACAUAGGCUGGUCCAGAAACGGCGUGCCGGUGCGGCCGGACGGUCGUGACAUCCAGACGUCCUCCGACGGCAGCCUGAUCCUGAAUAACGUCAAGCCUUCCGACGAGGGCACGUACACCUGCAACGCUUACACCGGCAUCUACUCCGUGAGCGCCACGGCCGAAGUUCGAGUCAUCAAAGACACCCAACAAGGUGUCGACGUGCCGCCAGAAUGCGUGGACCAGCCGGAGCUCGCCAACUGCGAGCUGAUAGUUUACGCCCGCCUGUGCUCCAACUCGUACUACUCCAGCUUCUGCUGUGCCAGCUGCACCAGGCACUCGCAGAGGAACAAGCGGUUUGGUGGGUCGGGGUGGGAGAAGAGGGCGAGACGUUGAAGCUGCAUUUUGGAAAAACCUUCCAACACCCUGAACCUUUGCCAAAAGUACUCAAAACUGCAACGGAGUAAGGGACCGAUUCCGAGUAGAUGUCGUUAAAUCUGUGGAGCUGGAGUUCAGGGAGUCUGUUUGUACACUGCAUGAAACACUGAGUAUGGAGGCAGUAAAGAGGGGCAUCAAUGUAAAUGUAAUCAAUGUAAACCUGGAGAGUCUGUUGAAUGUGAUGAAGCAAGAGUCAAACUUUCUUUGUCGUUGUUGUUCCUUUAUAAGUAAGUUAUUUUCUCUUUGGAGCGACUGUACGUGUUCUCCGUUUUUUAGAGAACACUUUUACUUGCAGGUCAUUAAAAAAGAUUUAACAUGUACAUCCAGUGAAAUUAAACUGUUUUAAUUAAAUGAAUAUUUUGGGCUAUUU
Messenger RNA from Cyclopterus lumpus (lumpfish), 4338 nucleotides. RefSeq names its product papilin a, proteoglycan-like sulfated glycoprotein (gene paplna). Gene Ontology annotation, biological process: extracellular matrix organization. Lineage: Eukaryota; Metazoa; Chordata; Actinopteri; Perciformes; Cyclopteridae. The record is from RefSeq and is a predicted model, not a curated record. The coding region runs from base 231 to 3926 and encodes 1231 amino acids. Gene Ontology annotation, cellular component: extracellular matrix. Gene Ontology annotation, molecular function: metalloendopeptidase activity; serine-type endopeptidase inhibitor activity. The transcript has 27 exons.